AUUCCAUUGACUAUUGCAAAAACCAAGAAAGAAAGAAAAACAACAUGGCUACUGAAUCGGAGAUCCCCUGUUCUGUACAAGAGGAAUACGAACUCCAGAAUGAGGAGCGUAGAAUAUCAUUCCCUCCUACUGAUGUAAUAUUGGAGGUAGAAGGAACAGAUAUACACCUCAACAAACAAAUGUUAAUGGACAAUUCUCCCGUGUUUAAGGUCAUGUUUGAGUCUGACUUCAGCGAAAAACACAAAGAUAGGAUAUCACUGCCAGGAAAGAAGUAUGCAGAUUUUGUAAAUUUUUUAUAUACUUUCUACAACCCGGAACUGUUGGCUCCAUUAACCAAGAAAAACGUACUAGCAGUUGUAUCUCUAGCAGAUGAAUACCAAAUCAUGAACCUCAAAGAUAAGUGCGAAUCAUUCAUCCUUGAAGAUUGCAAACGUGCUUGCGGAGAGGGAAAUUAUCGAAUUGAAACAGAAACUCUUUUGGAUUAUGCUGCUUGUUCUGAAGAACAUAAUUUGACUUUGGUUCUUCCCUUGAUUAAAGAACUUUGCUCAAAACACAGUUUUGAGUCACUAAAAGAGGCAAACAUAGAUACGAAGGUUACGGCUGAUAUGCGGAGAAAUAUUUUGGAAACUCGAUGUGCUUUGAUGGAACAAGAGAUAGUAUCUUCUUUAGAUAAAGGAGAAAAAAAUAUUUUAAAAUUAAUGGAACUAGCCUGGGAAGCUCAAUAUGACUCUAAGAUGGAAACAUGUGAAAAUCGCCUCGUAGCUAAUUGCAAAUUGUUUAUCAAGGAAGCUAGUAGCAAAAUAGUUGAAACAUUUUCAAAGGAGACAAUUAUUGAUUACAUAAUCGCUGCUGAAAGAUAUGAACUGAAAAAUCUUUUGUCAUGUGCGGUUGAACUAGCAUCAAAAUGCAAUUCCACUGGCUUUAAAAAUGGCUGUAAAUAUAACGAAAUUACAAGCCUAACAAAGUACGAAAUAGAUACUAAACGCCUUAACUUCCUUGAAAAAAAUUGUAGAAUAGAUAACAGCUACAAUUUAUUUCCACAAUGGGGAAUGUUUUUAUAUCACUGAUCCUAAUACAACCACAUCCCAAGAAAAAUUCCAGGCAUUUUGAUAUCAUUGACAAAUGCUUUUUAUUUUAAAGGAACUCUAUAUAUUAUCUAUAUAUACGUAUACUAGAAAGAUCUAUACAAACAUGAAAUGUGUACAAUACAGCGUGCGUGAGAAAAAUGAAAGAAACGAUGAAAAAUGACAGUGUCAUAAAUCAAGCAAUCAACUCUAUCAAUAAUAAACCCAGUAGAUUCUCAUAGCUUAACUACCGAUAAUUUAUUUUUAAUGUUUAAAAUUAAAUAAUUGUUCGGACUCAAAAACUUUUGAAAUUUGAAAACUGUAAAGCACUUGUUCUCAAAUACUUAAAUAUUGCCUAGAUGUAAAAUUACUGUUAGUGAACAAUUCGUAGAUCUUUCCUUUACUCGAUGUAUCACAAUUUGAUUUCCAUUUUUGUAUGAAUUGAUCAAUGGGUGUUUGCUUCAUUUUAAUUAACAACCAUUUUUCAUUUUCUACAUUGUGUGCCAUCCACACAUAAUUUAAACCACAUUCUUGAAAAA
This is a messenger RNA of Saccostrea cuccullata (small rock oyster), 1603 nucleotides long. RefSeq lists its product as uncharacterized. The transcript has 3 exons. NCBI's taxonomy places the organism in Eukaryota, Metazoa, Mollusca, Bivalvia, Ostreida, Ostreidae. The coding region runs from base 45 to 1067 and encodes 340 amino acids. Gene Ontology annotation, molecular function: protein binding. The record is from RefSeq and is a predicted model, not a curated record.